AUGCUGAUAAACCCGUUUCGACCAUACGAUGGCCCACCAGUCUAUCAAGAAGAGUACUAUCGAAACUCUAGCUAUGUGCCAAAUGUUAUCAAGACCUGGAGAUUCCAGAUUAUCGCACCAGAUACUCCAUAUGUUGCAGCAGCUAAUGGAAACACACUAUACUUCAUCGAUACUCGUUUCCACCGUGACACCGCUCAGCAUAUCAAGAAUCAAAUUGAGGCAAUAACUUUCGCAAAGGGAGAAGAGUACGUCGCUAUAGACGAGUUUGAGGCCACAGCAGAACUUAAAAUUCGAGAAACCGGCGGAACUACCUUUUCAUUUGACCCUGCCUAUGCUAGGGUAUUAUUUGCUAGGGGGAUUAAUAGACAAAACCCAGAGAUCAAAUUACCUGAGCCCAAGUCUGGUGAUUGGCUAGUGACCUAUGAUCUGGAUGAAAUUGUAGGUAAGAAAAAUAAAGCUUUAAAAGAGCAAAAUGAAGACGAAUUUGAGUAA
This is a messenger RNA of Penicillium taxi, 492 nucleotides long. Its product is annotated as ankyrin repeat-containing protein. The transcript has a single exon. NCBI's taxonomy places the organism in Eukaryota, Fungi, Ascomycota, Eurotiomycetes, Eurotiales, Aspergillaceae. Bases 1 to 492 code for a protein of 163 amino acids. The record is from RefSeq and is a predicted model, not a curated record.